AUGGUGAUAGAGAAUUUUUAAAAUGAAGAGUGAGUGACGGUGUGGGAACUUUUUUUUCCAAUAAAUUUCACGGGGUUUUGUUAAACUUACUCUCGGCUUGUUUCCUCCAACUGCUCUCAAAUUUUCCGAGUCGCCGAGCAAUAUCUGAUCGUUUAGCUGCUCUUCGGUGCUAAAAAUUGGUAAAUUCUCUAUUCUCGACAAACUGUAUAUUUUAGGCUUACUUUGGACUCUCCGCUGACUUUGUGGCCAUUUCCGGCUUGGGAAAACUCAUCUAUUUACAGAAAAUACGAUUUGAAAUCUGAAAACAAAGGAAAUUUUAAAAAAUCUGAAAAAAUAGGUGCGAAGAAGCACCGAAUUUUCAAAAAUUCAAAUUUCGAGGCGGAAUUUCGGAGCAUCGUACCAGCUUUUCCGUCUGCAUCUCUCAGACCCUCGAUUAGUGAAUUUACAAUUUUCAGGCAAAAGCGUACACUGUGGAUCUGUCGGAGUUCAAACAAAUUAACGAAACUGCUGAGUUGGUGAAAAGUGAAGUAGGAAAAGUUGACAUUCUGGUGAACAAUGCAGGAAUUGUAACUGGUGAGAACGGUCGGGAAACCAGAAAAAUAGUAGGAGAGUUAAUUCAGGAAAGAAACUGCUGGAAUGCCCGGACGAAUUGAUGGUUAAGACUGUUGCGGUUAACACAAAUGCUCUUUUCUUCGUAAGAAAUUUUGAAAAACAAAAAAAAACAUUUUUGCGUUCAGACGGCAAAAAACUUCCUUCCGGCAAUGCUAGAAUCGAAUCAAGGCCACAUCGUGACGAUCGCUUCGAUGGCCGGAAAGUGCGGAGUCGCCGGAUUGGUCAGUCCGUCCCACAGAACCCUCAGAUCUAACGUUUUCAGGUCGAUUACUGCGCUUCGAAGCACGGUGCCGUCGGAUUCCACGAUUCGCUGACCAGUGAAUUGUACGCUCUGAAGAAGGAAGUGAAAACGACGGUGGUGUGUCCGAUCUACAUAAACACGGGAAUGUUCGACGGGGCGGAGACGAAAUGGCCAACUCUUCUGCCGAUCAUGGAGCCGGAGUACGUCGUCGAGUGCAUCAUGGAAGCCGUUUUGACCGACCGCACCUUCCUCGCCAUUCCCAAGUUCAACUACAUCUUCAUUGCGCUUGCCGGUCUGCUUCCAACUGAAGUGAUCAAUUUGUACGGAGAUUACUUUGGAAUCACCCAUUCGAUGGAUCAUUUCAAAGGACGGCAGUCACAGAAAGCCUAA
Messenger RNA from Caenorhabditis sp. 36 PRJEB53466, 1243 nucleotides. The record is from the annotation of a GenBank genome assembly. NCBI's taxonomy places the organism in Eukaryota, Metazoa, Nematoda, Chromadorea, Rhabditida, Rhabditidae.